Messenger RNA from Corticium candelabrum, 1466 nucleotides. RefSeq lists its product as uncharacterized. The transcript has a single exon. The record is from RefSeq and is a predicted model, not a curated record. Bases 2 to 1402 code for a protein of 466 amino acids. Lineage: Eukaryota; Metazoa; Porifera; Homoscleromorpha; Homosclerophorida; Plakinidae.
UAUGUCAAAUGAGAGUGAUUAUCUACUAGCAGGAAACAGUAAUACGGGUGCAGACCGUGCAGUGUCCAACGAUGACCGCAUUCGUCGUGUGAUGUCUCUCCUUGUUUGUGCAGUCUAUGGAUUCGCUGGUGGAGUCCAAUACGUGACUAGCUAUCUCAUCCACCCAAUACAAACUGCCUGCUCUCCUCCCUGGUCGUCUUCUGCGACAGUCUACGGCAGCUCGGCACUGGCAGUCGGUUGGAUAGCCAGUGGCUUCUUUGCAUCCUGUCUGACCGGAUUUGUAGGAAUUCGAUGGAUCAUGACUGCAGUCAUCAUGCUGGCUGCUGCUCAAGGAAUUGCUGGAGUCUCAGUCAUUUUUUGUAAAGAGAUGAAUGUAAUUGGAGAAAUUCUUUACAUUUCUAUGUUUCCAUUAAUGGCUUUUGGAAUAAGUACAAUUUUCAUGAUUAUGGUUGAGCUGGCAAUACGUCGGCUACCUGAUAAACCAGGAUUUGCUGGAGCCAUCUUUUGCGUUAGCUCUGGAUUUGGGAGCCUUGCUAGCAGCCAGAUUGUAAUCGGUUUGCGCACUCUGUUUGCUAGCGUUCACAUCAAUGAAGGAACGAUAUUUUUAUGCUUGGGUCUGUUUACUGUGAUUUUGUUGUCGCCGUGGCUACCGGUCAUCUCGACUUCUUUCGUGCCGAGAGACAAGACCAAGACAUCCAUUACUAAGGAAACGAAUGUUUAUGAGGAACAAAAGAAGUCGAUGAACGUCAUGAUGCUGGGCUACUACGUGCUUUUUUGUGUGGUCAUUCUGUGUGCAUAUAUUCCCGUAAUGGGAGUAAUUGUCUAUCAAGAGCCUCUUAUGUUAGCCAUCUGGACUACUAGUGAUCCACCCGUGAGCUUCCUCGCUGCCAUCUUGAUGGGAUCGUAUGUUACCGGUCGUGUAUUGUGCCUCAUACUAUCAGACAAAAUUGGUCUAAAAAACAUAAUGCUACUGGCAUUCUUUCUCUCAAGUAUUCUAUUUCUUGGACUUGCUCUCUCAAUCAUUCUGAAGACGAAGGGAGCACAGAGUAGAUAUCUGGGAAUGUUUUUCCUUGCAGCCUAUAUGCUGGUAAAUCCCAUCUACAAAGGUUCUGCAGGAGGGCUGUGCCACUAUUUGUAUGGCCCUGCAAGACGAUCAUUUACAUUGGGUUUGUACACAAUAAUGAGUGGAUUAGGAGGAAUAAUGGGUCCACUCAUUGUCAAUGGGACCUAUAGUGGGUUUGGAAACUAUAAACCGUUCUUGAUGGGAUCCUCUGUAGUGUCAAUAAUUGGCUUGGUUUCUUUAUGGUUCAUUAGGCCAGUGCAGACAGUUAAGGCAGUGAUGUCUUCUAACAGUGACAGUUAUUCUUGUGCAGAAUUAGAGACUCAAUCUGAUAGACUGUGAAGUGUAGUGAUUUAGUGAAUAUUAAAUAUUAAUUUCAUGUUUGUGAAUAGAAUGGUUGCUGAAG